AACAAAAAGACCACAAAGAUACCACAGAGUCAACCACAGGCACAAGGAGGGCGAAGAAAGAGCGUUAUAGUUUUGGAAAAGAAGACCCUGACAAAACAAAACGAUCACAACUUCUUGUAUUUUUAAUGAAGCUAACAUGCAGGUUUUUGGAAUGUGGGAGAAUGUGGGAAAAAUCGGAGUACCCGGAGAACAACCACAUGGGCAUGGAGACAAUCUCCACAAGCUGAUGCCAAGGCAUAGAUUCGAACCAACAUACUUUUCCAACAAAGGCUGCAUGCUAAAAAAAAAAUAAUCAAACUAUAUGGGGGUCACUUAGACCUGCUUUUUAUAUAUUUUGUAGUAAAACUACAUUACAUAUAUAUCAUCAUUACAUGUAUAUCAUCAGAUGUAGCCACAAAAUCAGCAAGUUAACAACACUCACUCAUGGUCUUGCAGUACCUUCAAUGUUGACUCAUUAUAGCCUCUAGUGGUAGAAAAUGGUAUUACAAGGCCUCAUAAAUUGGCUGAAAUAAUAAUUAUAAUAAUAAAUUCUACAAAGGGGCUGCACGUGGUCGAUUGGUUAGCGCAGACCUCACGCUCACGUUCAAUUCCACCCUCGGCCAUCUCUGUGUGGAGUUUGCAUGUUCUCCCCGUGCAUGCGUGGGUUUUCUCCGGGUACUCCGGUUUCCUCCCACAUUCCAAAAACAUGCUCGGUUAAUUGGCGACUCCAAAUUGUCCAUAGGUAUGAAUGUGAGUGUGAAUGGUUGUUUGUCUAUAUGUGCCCUGUGAUUGGCUGGCCACCAGUCCAGGGUGUAAGACAGCUGGGAUCGGCUCCAGCACCCCCGCAACCCUCAUGAGGAUAAGCGGUAGAUAAUGAAUGAAAGACUUUUACCAAGAUCCAAAAAUAAAUGAAAACGACAACUUUGUUUGUUUUUUUUUACAAAUUGUCACAAAUUGUUUAAUUUGUGUCAAGCUAGUCAUUUUAAAUAUUUGGGGGAUAAUAAUGAGGUUACAGCAUGGAGGUUGUUCACUUCCUGCCACCACAGCAGCGUGUUUGUGUGUCAUACAAAAGUCGUACAAAGACGUGACAUUCGGAUCAGUGAGCUCAUCCUCCAACACUUUGUAGUGCGCCACAUCGAUGCAGGACGCGCUUGCAGCAUAUGCCCUGCAAUGUGCAAUGCUCUUUUUUUUACGUUUUAGUGGGGGGUUGGUUGGGCGGGGCCCACAUGACAAGCAGACCCCCUGUGCUGCACAGACGCCGUCACUUGAAAAUGGAUCAGCGGUGGAUUUACAUUCUGGCAAUGCUGUUGUUUGAUCACGGAUUAGCCGAAGGAGCAGGUAUCGUAUUCAAGGUCAAAGAAGGGGAGCCGCGUGAAAUAAAGUGCAAACCCUCCGAGUCGGGCUCCAUGAUCAUCUGGUUUCGAGUACGGGACACAUCAGGCGUGGACUUCAUCGCGUCUUUCUCCAACCAAGGCAUGAUAAAGAAAGAAGGCGUUUCUUAUUCGUCCAUUUUCAGUGCUAGUAAAAUGUCCGAGAACAUCAUGACCAUAACGUCCUUCAGUCAAGGUCGUGACAGCGGCCUAUACGGCUGCGCGUCUCUUAAAGGCACCCAACUGAUUUUUGGUGACGUGACCCGACUGGUGGGGGGUGAGUUUUUCACUAAAAUGAUUCCAACUGAUGGGACAUUUUUGAAUUUUUUUUUCUUUUCUGUAGAAAAAACAGAGGUGGCUUCAAAAGCACCCUUGGCCCCCACCCUCACCGCAAAGCCCCCCGUGACCUCCUUGCCCUGCGUUUGUGAGACAAUUACCAGAAAAGGCCACGACCUGCCUUGCAAUCCCAUCGUACUCAUUCCACUGGCAGGCGGCUGCGGCCUUCUUCUCCUUAUCCUCCUCAUCGUCAUCGUCUACUGCAACCAAGUCAGGACACGCAGAUGCCCACAUCAUUACAAGAGGAGGCCGCGGAAGGUGGCAACAACAACAACAACAACAACAACAACGGCACAAUUGAUAACUGGAUGAAAUUCAAUUUAAUUCAAACUGGAAACGGAUGCAAAUUGUCAUUGAGGUUUAUUUAUUUCAUUAGCAGGAUGAAUGUUGACAAUUGUACACUGAUGUGGGAUUAUUUGUUUAGAGUCUAUAAAUGUAUUUUUUAUUUUAUAUUAGUAAUCUGUGUGCAUUUUUGUCAUUGACUUUAAACAUUGCUUUACACUUGUGUAGAUUUUUUAUUAUAAUUAUAUAAGCUUAUUGCUCCAUAGCCUGUUUUUCUACAAAUACUUACAAUACUAAGUAUACUUAAAUACUUAGUAUUGAUUUUUUUUUAAAUAUUACAUUUUAUCAGAAUGUAAAAUGAAAAAAAAAAUACCCAAAAGCAGUGAAAUUAAUUUGUCUUUAUUUAUAUGUUCACUUUCUGAAUCGAACACAUCAAACCCGCUCAUUUGCGUUCCCCAUCAGUCAUUCAGGAUGUUGGCUAAAAUGGUAGAAAAACAUUCUAAAGUUUUAGCAAAAUAAAUGUUGUUGUCGCGAAGCCCCCCUGCCCUUCCAAGUCAACAGGAAGUGGGCUGCUACACCUUUUUUUGCAGCGUGAAAAACCACCAAGUCAGGAACUUUCUUGUUCCUGUUCAGGUGUGACACACACACACGCACGUACGUACGUAUGCACACGUACAGAUCCCCUGCACCUUUAAGAAAAAAAGUGUUCCCAUGCUUUCCCAUCAUAUUCAUAUUCAUGUUUGAAUCAUUUUUUAGGCACAAGCGGUGAGGCACGUCUGCUUAUUUUUAUUCCACUUUUCAUUCAUUUGGUAUUAGUAGUAAAAUAUCUCCCAUCUUUUGAUGCACACCAACACACACACACAAUCCAUAGGGGAAAUAAUAAAGUCUUUGUAUUUACUUUACACAUCCAAAGCCCUUUCCAAGUCAUACAGUGUUGAAUCUUUUUUUUUGUGUGUGUUUUUUUAUUUUUUUAUUUUUACAGUUUGUCGUAAACACAACAUUGGUUUACUAAGUGCAAUUGUACUUCUUACAAAAAUAUAUACCAAACCAAAAACCCUCCUGAUGACAGAUAUUUUUUCUAAAUGGCAUUUGCAAGAAAAGUUGAAAGAUGGUGUCUCAAAAAAAAAAAGAAAAAAAAAAGUGAACAAAGCUGUACACUAGUGUAUUCAUGGCACAUGAUGGAAAAGUCAUUACCGUAUUUUCCGGACUAUAAGUCGCACAUUUUUUCCCCCAAAAAACUGUUUAUGUUACAUAAACACUGGACACCAUUUCUGUUUAUGUUUAUAUUUCAUGUAGCUGAAUAAGCAUUGUGUUAGCAUAUCUUACACCUAUUCAGCCUGUUCUCUAUUUUUUUAUUGUUAGAACUUGCCUUCCAAGAGGACGUAAUGUCUGUUUUGGUCAAGUAGUUUGGAAAAUAAAGACUUUUUUUCUAC
This is a messenger RNA of Doryrhamphus excisus (bluestripe pipefish), 3400 nucleotides long. The record is from RefSeq and is a predicted model, not a curated record. NCBI's taxonomy places the organism in Eukaryota, Metazoa, Chordata, Actinopteri, Syngnathiformes, Syngnathidae.